AUGCCACCGCUGCACCUACUCGCGCUGCUGCGUCAAUGGCAAAUGCAACAUCGAAGACGCGCUCGCAUUUACAGGCCUCGAAUUCAUAUUCUUGGCUUCACAGACACAGAAUGCCUUCAGAGAUUUCGCCUGGACCGAGCAGCGAUACUCUACCUGUGUCAACUGCUGGAUGACCAGCUAUCCAGCCGCAGUGUCCAUCCCCAUAACCUGCCUGUCCUCGUGAAGGUCUGUGCUGCGCUCUCGGUCCUGGCGUCUGGGUCUUUUCAGAGAGUGGCGGGUGACGCCAUUCAUAUCUCACAGGCGUCUGUGUGUAGGUGCCUCAACCAGUUUAUUGAGGCCAUGUUGCUGCACACCGGCCGCUUCAUACAAUUCCCCACAACAGCGGCCGAACGACGUGCCAUCAAAGCGGGGUUCUACAGGGUCGCCGGGUUCCCCAACGUUUUGGGGGCCAUUGACUGCACCCACGUCUCCAUCAGAGCCCCAGCCGCCAAUGAGCACGUUUAUCGAGAUCGACGUCGUCGGCAUAGCAUGAAUGUCCAGGUAGUGUGCGACCACACCAUGCUCAUAACAAGCGUGUGCGCCAAGUUCCCUGGCUCGGCUCACGACGCGUACAUUCUGCGCAAUUCCACUUUGCACCCAAAAAUGGAAAGGCUGGCCAACAAUGGCGUGUGGCUGAUUGGGGACCGGGGCCAUCCUCUCAUGCCCUGGUUGAUGACCCCGUUUGUCAACCCCCCCACGGCCGCUGAGGUGCGCUACAACAAUUCUCAUGCGAGCACAAGGUCCAUCAUCGAGCGCACCUUCGGGGUCCUGAAGAGUCGCUUCAGGUGCCUAGACGACUCGGGUGGUUGCCUGCUGGUAACCCCAGGUAAAGUGUGCCGCAUGACCACCGUGUGUUGUAUGCUUCACAACAUGGCAGUAAGAAGACGACUCCCAAUGCCAGUGGUCCCACCGCAGGACCCACAGGAUCCCGAUAUGGAUGAGCCUGAUGAGCAGCCGGUGGGGAGAGCUGUAGAAGUUCGGCAACAGAUUGUCGACCAGUAUUUCCGGUAA
Messenger RNA from Engraulis encrasicolus (European anchovy), 1050 nucleotides. RefSeq names its product putative nuclease HARBI1. The transcript has 2 exons. The record is from RefSeq and is a predicted model, not a curated record. NCBI's taxonomy places the organism in Eukaryota, Metazoa, Chordata, Actinopteri, Clupeiformes, Engraulidae. The coding region runs from base 1 to 1050 and encodes 349 amino acids.